GUUGAUGAGACAAAAAUUAUGGAAUCCCAAAGAGAAGAGCAUGCUUCCAAACUACUUGGAGCUCAAACCCACAUAUGGAAUCACAUUUUCAGCUUCAUAAACUCUAUGUCCCUUAAAUGUGCUAUUGACUUAGGCAUACCAGAAGUCAUUCACAACUAUGGCAAACCAAUGCCACUCUCCCAACUUAUUGCUUCACUCUCAAUCCACCCUUCCAAAACCUCCUUCAUCUACCGCUUGAUGCGAAUGUUGACCCAUUCUGGUUUCUUCACUCAACAGAAUACCAUCGAGAAUGAGCUAGAAAUGGGUUAUGUCCUCACUGAAGCAUCUUCCCUACUACUUAAGGACAACCCCUUAAGUCAAAGGCCUUUCUUGCUUGCCAUGCUUGAUCCAAUUUUGACUAUGCCAUGGCAACAGUUGCCUACAUGGUUUCAAAAUGAUGAUCCUACGCCGUUUCAGAUGACACACGGGAUGAAAAUUUGGGAUUAUGCUGGCCAUGAGCCAAGACUUAAUCACUGUUUCAAUGAUGCCAUGGCAAGUGAUGCUAGAUUGGUUGCAAGUGUUGUAAUUGAGAGGUGCAAGGGAGUGUUCAAUGGAUUGGAAUCACUUGUAGAUAUUGGGGGAGGCACUGGCACUAUGGCUAAGGCAAUUGCCAAAUCAUUCCCACAACUUGAGUGCACUGUAUUUGAUCUUCCACAUGUUGUUGCUGAUAUGCAAGGAAUUGACAACCUUAAAUAUGUUGGAGGAGACAUGUUUGAGUCAAUUCCUUCUGCUAAUGCCAUUUUACUGAAGUGGAUAUUGCAUGACUGGAAUGAUGAGCAAUGUGUGAAAAUAUUGAAGAAAUGCAAGGAGGCAAUCACUAGCAAAGGCAAAGAAGGAAAGGUGAUUGUAAUAGACAUGGUGAUGGAGAAUGAAAAGGAAGAUGAUGAAUCAAUUGAAACACAGCUCUUCAUUGAUAUUCUGGUGAUGGUGUUGUACCCUGGAAAAGAGAGGAAUGAGAAAGAAUGGGCCAAGCUAUUUUUCUCUGCUGGUUUCAGUGAUUAUAGGAUAACUCCAGUGCUGGGCUUAAGGUCUCUCAUUGAGGUUUAUCCAUAGUGACUUUUUAUUUCUUAAUAAAG
Messenger RNA from Gastrolobium bilobum, 1115 nucleotides. RefSeq names its product probable O-methyltransferase 3. Gene Ontology annotation, biological process: methylation. The record is from RefSeq and is a predicted model, not a curated record. Gene Ontology annotation, molecular function: S-adenosylmethionine-dependent methyltransferase activity; protein dimerization activity; O-methyltransferase activity. The transcript has 3 exons. The coding region runs from base 19 to 1092 and encodes 357 amino acids. NCBI's taxonomy places the organism in Eukaryota, Viridiplantae, Streptophyta, Magnoliopsida, Fabales, Fabaceae.